AUGGGAGGCACAAGCCAGGGUCCUUUGGACCCAGAUGCCAUCAUGAGCUCAGGCUCCGCAGCCUCUUUAAUCAGCCUGGAGUCCCAGUACUCCCACAGGUGCAGGCGCUGGGUCCGCGCCAGGCGGCAGGCCGGCGCGCGUUCCAGCGGGGCACCCUCGUCCGCGCUGCCCACCCAGACUGCACGCACUCCGGGAGCAGCCGCCCCCGCUCCCUCCCCGCCUCCAAACAAAGGGGUCGGCCCAGGGGGAGCCCGCGUGAGUGUGGGUUGGGGGGAGGGGGCGGCGGGAGGGCGCGGAAAGGAGCGAGCGGCGCAGCCCGCCGCGCGGGGUGACCAAAGCCUCGGAGCCGCCGCCGCCUCGGCCGCCUCGGCCGGCAGCCGCCCAGAGCCCGCGCGGUGGGGGGCGCUGGCAGCAAAACGAAACCGAGGAGAGGGCGCCCCCUAUGCCCGCGCCCGCCGAGCGCAGGGGCGAGCCGCGUCUGGUCUGCCCACCCCGCCGAGUGUGCGCCGCCCCAUGCCUGCUCCGCGCCCGGCAGUCCGGGCCGCCGGGGCCCAGGGUGUCCGCCGAGGGCAGGCUGGACACAUGGCGCUCGCCGGGGGCGGGGGUCCCCCCGCGCCUUCCCCGGGCUCCCGUGAGGGUCCUCGGAAACACGGCCCCCUCCCCCACCGCCUCCACUUGCCCAUCAGUCCCGAGCGGCUCGAAGCCACUUGGAGGCGGCCGCCCCCGCCCCCUGCUUCUGCGUCCCUUUCUCCUUCCCUCUCUCCAGCCUCCUGGGAAACAAAGGGGCUUUUUAUAAAGCGGAUUGUUGGCGGCGGCGACGGCGGGGAUGGGAGGGAGGGGGACUCUAUAAGGACCAGAAGGGAAGGAGGGGAAAAAGAGCUGCGCAGCCUCCAGGAGCGCCGAGCGGCGGCUGUGGCCGGGAAGCCCCGGCGGGGUGCGCGAUCGACCCUGUCUGGCCCGUGGGCACCCAGCGGCAGCCCGCGCCAGCCCGGGUGGGCCGCGCCACUACGAUGCCGCCCGCCGGCUCGCCGCAGCCCCAAGCACGAUCGCGCGGGCCGGGGACCGGGGCCGGCGGGGGCGGCGCAAUUCCCGCGGGGGUCUCCCCUGGGGGACCUGGGCCCGCUCCCCGGCCAACUCUUUCGAAAUCGCCGUGGGGACGGCGCCCAGGGGGCUGACUUCUGCUGUCGCACGGCCAUGCCAAGCCACUCCAACUCCGAGUGCCGGCUUAGCCCCACCCAGCUACAGGAGCGCGGUGAGGAGCGAAGCCCCCCGCCCGAGGCGCGUCUACGGCAUCGCCAGCUUUCCGGCGGCUUGGUCCACGCCGCAUCGGGAUGGAGCUUGGCCCAGCCAACUGGCGGCAAAAAGUAUUUGGCGGCGCUCCGGGGGGCUUCCCUCCCGCGCUCGCCAGCGCCGGGCUCUGCCGCGCUGCCCAGGCCCGGGAGCCGCGAGCGUGGAGCCCGGCGUGGGGGCGCCGCGACCGCGGGCGGGAGCCCAGUCCCCGGCUGCCUCGAACAGCGAUUCUGCUCGGGACUGCCCUCGCGAGGAGGAGUUGACAGGGAAGGGGGCGCGGGGCAGCGGGUUCCGCGCGUACACCUCACGCUCCCGCUGCGCGCGGCAAGUGGCGGCAAGGGGCUCCUCCGCCCAGCGGGCCGGCCCGGCCUCAGGGACGACGGGACCAAACGUGAGUCCCCGGUAGCUCGGCGCAGCCCGGGGAGCCCGCGUGUCUCCCGCCCCUCUGCCUUCCCUACUGGGGAGCAGGCGGAGACCGCGGUCCCCGGCGAUGCGAGCUGCGCUCAGCCGUGCCCGGUGGGUUCAAGGCGCCAGGUGGGCCGCGUGCUCGUAGCAAACUUUGGGGUCCCUGGCUCGCAGCAUCCCCGGGCCCCGGCUCCUCGGCGAUUCAGAGCGUGGCGGGUGGGGACCGCAAGUGCUGCCCGGAGCCCCAGCAGUCGGCCCUCCGCGCCCGCCCUCAGCCUUACCGCGCUGCGGAGCUCCGCGGGCGCCGGGGACAGUGCCCGAGGGGCGGGCGGCCACCGGCGCAGGCAGCCUAGCCCUGGGCGCCCGCCGUCCGCCCGGGCGGGUCGCAGCUCACUCCUGGCCAGCGGUCGGUGCCCCCGCGCCCGCCAGCCGCUUCAGCGGGCGGCCAAGUUCAUGCCGGCGGCGCUGCAGCGGCCGCUCAAUCUGCUCGCUCCAUUCCCACCGCCCGGCUCCGCGCCGCGCACCCGGAAGGUGGAGUUUCGGGGGUUUAAGUUACUGAUGAUAGGCAUUUCUCAUUGCUGUGUCACUCGGGGAGGAGGAGACACGCACGCCGCACACUCACACACCCUCACACUCACGGCGACGAGCGGCGCCGGCCUUAAAGGGGAAGCCACGCUGUCCCGCCCACGACCCCGCCGGCCCGAGCCCUCCACGCCGCAUUCCAGGCGGGGACCCGGCGGGCUGACGGCCGCGCCCAAGGGGCCACGUUUUGCGCCGCAGCGAAGGGGCGGCCUGGGCCCUCGGCGGCAGGUGGUCCGCGCAGACGGAGAGCUGACGGGGAGAAACGACAGCCGGGUCACCGGGCGCCCCCGGCCCGAGCAGUCCGGGGGCCGCAGCAGGCCCCGAGCGCUCUGGAACCCGCACGCGGCAGGGAGACUACCCGCGGCCCGGCCGAGCCACCCGAGAGCCCCGCGCGCCCCGCACAGACAGAAAGCCCGCUGCGAGGGCCAGGGCCCCCCGGGGUCCGAGACCCAGGAGGAGACCGCGAGAGGCGGAGAGACCGGGAGACACCGACAGGAAGAGGGAGAGGGGCGCCCAGAGAGGGCCAGGGACCGCGAGAGACACCCAGACUCAGACCCGGACAGAGACUGA
Molecule: messenger RNA, 2847 nt
Organism: Choloepus didactylus (southern two-toed sloth)
Lineage: Eukaryota; Metazoa; Chordata; Mammalia; Pilosa; Megalonychidae
Product: collagen alpha-1(I) chain-like
Exons: 7
Coding region: 1-2847 (948 amino acids)
Source: RefSeq, a predicted model, not a curated record